This is a messenger RNA of Cucumis sativus (cucumber), 3267 nucleotides long. Its product is annotated as pentatricopeptide repeat-containing protein At2g38420, mitochondrial. Gene Ontology annotation, molecular function: protein binding. The transcript has 4 exons. Lineage: Eukaryota; Viridiplantae; Streptophyta; Magnoliopsida; Cucurbitales; Cucurbitaceae. The record is from RefSeq and is a predicted model, not a curated record. The coding region runs from base 695 to 2170 and encodes 491 amino acids.
GGCAAUCAAGAUGAAAGAAAGAUAUAUGAGAAACGCCAUGACACAGUCGUCUUCCGUUGCUUGGUUCUUUUCUGCGUCACUUCUUCAAUUCCUCUGUCUCCCUUGGAUUCUAAUUUAAUUUUGCUUUCUUUCUUUCUUUCUUUUUCAACAACAAAAAAGAAACUGAGAUCCAACAAUGGGAAACUUGAUUAUGGAUAAUCAUACCACUUUUUACAACCAUUCUUCCGUCAAUUCACCUUUUGGAUGCUCCAAACUUCGGUGUUUUCUUUACCUCUUUCGUCUUUUAGUUGUAUGCCUUAUAUUUUUGUCAGAAUUAGUAUAUAACAUGUCAAUUUACAAAAGCAUCAUUGACCUCUUUUUUGCCAAUUUUUUUUACCUUUAUUAUUUUAAACAAAGUAUUUAUAAUAUUAUUGACAUGUGAGAAACAUUUAUAGGUCUGGAGAUUGUAGGAAGGUGAGGUGAGAAGAGAAUAAGAUUAAUAUCAACUUGGGAUUGACCAUGUUAUCUGUGUGUAUCAACUUGCUGAAGUCGGGAAUUCAGUUUUUGUGGGCUUUAUGUAUAAGCAAACUUGAAUUGAGGCUUGCUUAUGCGCCCAUUAACACAAAACCCAACGCUAUUUGAUGCCAAAUUACAGAUAUAGAUAACAAAAGGUUGGUCAGCUUGUGCGGUGUUCUGUGUUUGUUCGUUGGGUAAAAUGGUGGGAAGCUUUAGCGUUGUGAAGAAGAGCAACAACUUCCUCAGAAAACACAGGAAGUGGCCACUUUCAUCUCACAAAACCAAAUGGCAUCAAACCUUCGAUCAGGACGAAGCUUUGCGAAUCCUAAAACAAGCUGCGAAUCCCGACCAACCCCACCUUCUUCUUUCCGCUCUUGUUACCUCCUUCACAGCCUACUCCUGCCACCCAACCCCCAACGCCUACUACUUCGUUCUCAAAACCCUAGCUCGAACCUCCCAAUUCCACCACAUUCCCCCUGUCCUUCAUCGCCUCCAAUUCCUCGAGAAUUUCCAAACCCCAGAGUACAUAUUUGUCGACCUCAUCAAACUUUACGGACGAAUGAACAGAAUUCAAGACGCCGUCACCCUUUUUCGUCGGAUUCCCAUGUUUAGGUGCGUUCCUUCUACGCUUUCACUCAAUUCUUUACUUUCCCAGCUCUCUCGGAAUGCCCAAGGCCUUCCAAUAAUUCCUGACAUCAUUUUGAAUAGCCACUCUAUGGGUAUUAGACUGGAACACUCCACUUUUCAGAUACUAAUUACUGCCUUAUGUAAAGUUAAUAAAGUUGGGCACGCAAUGGAGCUUUUCAAUUAUAUGAUAACAGAGGGCUAUGGUCUCAAUCCACAAAUCUGCUCUUUGAUAUUGGCAUCGCUGUGCCAGCAAAAGAAAUCCUCUGGUGAUGUGGUUCUUGGCUUUCUGGAAGAAAUGAGGCAAAAAGGAUUCUGUCCCGCUGUUGUGGAUUAUUCUAAUGUAAUUAAGUUUUUCGUUACGAGAGGGAUGGGUUCAGAUGCUGUUGACCUAUUGAAUAAAAUGAAGGCCGAUGGUUUCAAGCCUGACAUUGUUUGUUAUACUAUGGUCUUGAAUGGGGUGAUUGCGGAUGGGGAUUAUAAAAUGGCAGAUGAACUGUUUGAUGAACUGCUUCUCUUUGGUUUAGUUCCUGAUAUUUAUACAUACAACGUGUACAUACAUGGGUUAUGCAAACAAGGUGAUUCGGUAGCGGGGCUUCAAAUGAUUCCGCAUAUGGAGGCAUUGGGGUGCCAACCCAAUGUGAUUACUUACAAUGUUAUAUUGAAAAGUUUGUGUAAAACCGGUGAACUUGAUGAGGCAAGGAAGCUUCGAAGUAAGAUGCAACUAAAGGGUCUGGCAGAAAACUUGCGGACUUUUAGGAUUAUGAUCGAUGGUUUAUUUCAUAACGGUGAGGUAAUUGAAGCCUGUGUCCUAUUGGAGGAAAUGCUAGGAAGUCGUUUCCCUCCUCAGAUUUCAACUUUUAGUGAGAUACUUUCUUGGUUGUGCAAAAGACACAUGGUAGGCAAAGCAGUUGAGUUGCUCGCGUUAAUGGUAGGAAAGAACUUUUCCCCAGGUCCUAAGGCUUGGGAAAUCCUGCUCCUGAGUUCUGAAAGUGAACUAACUUCUGUUAAGAGCCUUGAAACUACUUUAAAAGAUUUAGUAGGCAUUUGAAGACACUCAACCUCCACGGAUUUUGAAAUUGUUAACUAUAGAAGUCCUCUCGACCAUGCUCAAACUGGUCUCUAUUUUAUUCUGUAAUGGACCAGCCUUCGUUUUACCCUACUCUCAAUAAGGUAUUGCAAUGACGACCUUGUGUGAGCUAUAUGUAUGCUGGUGUUUCGGUAAAAGGAGAGAACCCACCCUUCUACUUCAUGAGCUGGGCAGAGUUUUCUGCAAAUCAACGUCUAAUAGUGUAACUAAAUGGCGAGAGACAAAUCAUGGACAGCAAGAGUAGUUGUAUAGUAACUUUUGAACAAUACAGAAUCCUUUUUUUAAACACAACUGUAUCAAAAAAACUUACAAAAAAUUGUUCCACAUGUAAAGCACUGAAACCGUAUCUUAUGCCGAUUCAACUUAGCUUUUAGUUGUUUGGUGAGAAAAGAAAAAAGAACUGAAAAAUCUUUUUAGUUGACACCAAUAUGAUGAGAAGAAGCUUUUCUCUUUCUAUCUCUCUUGAAGGCAGCUCCAAGUUGAAUCUCACUCACCAUCAAUUUUUUAGGAUCUUCCCAGUCCCACUAGUGGAAGUUGGAACCUGUUGUGAAAUUAAAAAAUGUAUUUGAACGAACUUUGCAUAAACAUAAGGUAUUGAUGAUUUCUCUAUUUAAUAUUCCAAGGCCCUACACAGUUGGCUACACAAGGAUGGUGGGACGUCUUUAUUUCUAGUGGCUGAAUACAAGUCAUUACAUGAAAAAAUAACUUCAGCAAAAGAGAACUAAAACGCUAUCAAAACUACAUUAUCUUCGAAGAGAGAGAUCUUCAGAAGGAUUUGUUUCUUCCUGGAAGGAGUCAACUGUGAGACAAGCUAAGGUACAGUGAAAGGAGGUCACAUGUUAACACGAGUGGCACCCCAUGUGGAAUAAGUUCAAAGAAGAGAUGCUGAAAGUAAUUGAAGCUUUCCUCUAUUUCUUUGAAGUCAAUUGGAAUUAAAUUUAUCUUGGUAGGAACAUAGUAUGACGUCAAGAACUUGUACCUUCUCUUUUCUCCCAUGCGUGUUUAUAAUUUUCAACUGUUGCAUCGAAAUUGAAAUUGGAUACAGUUGAUUUUUUGUA